ACACUCUAGAAAACAAUUGUGUCUCAAUAACCUCACUUAUUGUUUUGAUCUCUCGCAGCAACUUGCGAACACACCUCCACACGUUACCACUACAGUAAACUCCAACCUUAUGUGCAAGUGACUUUUUUAGUAUGUCCUAUCCAUUGACCUGCGAGCAAGAGCGACAUUGUAGCAAUUUUUUCAGCCAGCUCAGUUUGCUUCUCCGACCUCAUCUAUACCAUUAAUAUUGAGUCUGGACCCCGAUGGGAUCUAUUGAAAACUCUAGUUCCAGCCUGGGUAGCAACAGUUUUUGCUCCAAGUUUCUCGGGAAGUAUAACCCUUACUUAUGAAAAACUAUUAGGUUCUCAAGAUUAUAGUUCUUCGUCAGAUGCAAUCCAACAUUCCAACUUUGGUUUAUCGCUCAAGGCACUGCUGAUCAAAACAAAGAAAGCAAGAAGAGUCUAUUUCGGAAGGGUUAAUGCCCAGAUGUGUAAUACUGUAGCCUAUUGUGGCUAUCUCUUAUCUAAGUUGAUGCUUCUAUUCAGGUCUUUCAAGACAUGUAGAUCAGUACGGAAUCAAGCAAAGCUGUUAUACACCAAUGGUGUGUUGCGAUUUAAACAGCUUUAAAAAAGUAAGGAUUUAGCAUGGAACAUUCCUUGGGAAAGUCCACGGACGUACGACUGAGUUUAACUCACUCAUGCUUUUGUGUACCACUCUAGAGGAACAAACUGUUCAGCAUGUUGGUUUUUGUUAAGUUAGGCCCUGAGUUUUGGCAGUUUCAAGAGCAUGUUUUGCUGGAAGUGUUGUACCAGGCUACCUUGCACGGUCUUUGUGAAGAUCUUGGCAUACCAUUUCAAUCUACAAUGCUUAAAUGGGAAGCAGGGGCAAAACCAUAUGAUGGAAUUUGGGCUCCAUGGUGGUAUGAAUCCAUACAUAAGUCAACGUGUUUCACUCCGCCUCGAAAGUAUCCUUUGCCUUUUCCGCUGUCUUUGUAUGAGUUGCUGGAGCAAAGCCUUCCUUUAUAUAACAUGCUUCGGAGUCAUUCCAGAAGGACUUUGCCUCUUCCCAAAAUUCCUAUUCCAGCUAAUGAAAAGCUUCUUGCAUGGGUUGGGGAUGAACUUUUGCCCCGUGAGAGUGCAAAGGUCUCCGUGUUUGAUUCUGUUGUCCAAGGAGGUGAUGCAGUCUGGGAAGGGCUUCGAGUUUAUACCGGGAAGAUAUUGAAGCUUGAAGAUCAUUUAGAUCGGUUGUUUGACUCAGCUAAAGCCCUUGCUUUCUCUAGUGUUCCAACUCGUGAAGAGAUCAAGGAUGCCAUAUUCAAAACACUUAUAAGUAAUGGAAUGUUUGACAAUGUGCAUAUACGACUAACUUUAACACGGGGCAAGAAGGUAUCUUCCGGAAUGACUCCUGCUUUAAACCUUUAUGGAUGUACUUUGAUUGUGCUUCCUGAAUGGAAACCACCUGUCUAUGACAAUGCAAAAGGCAUCAUGUUGGUGACAGCAACCACUAGGCGUAAUUCUCCAAAUAAUUUGGAUUCCAAGAUUCACCAUAACAACCUUCUCAACAACAUUCUUGCUAAGAUAGAAGGGAAUAAUGCAAAAGCUGAUGAUGCCAUCAUGCUCGAUAAAGAUGGCUAUGUGGCGGAAACAAAUGCUACAAACAUUUUCUUGGUGAAGAAAGGCCAUGUGAUGACACCUCAUGCCGACUUCUGCCUUCCUGGUGUAACAAGAGCAGCAGUGAUAGAGCUAGUUCUGAAGGAGAAUUUGGUUUUUGAGGAGCGACGCAUUAGUCUAUCAGAGUUUCACACUGCAGAUGAGGUUUGGACCACUGGAACUAUGGGGGAACUUACCCCGGUCACAAAGAUUGAUGGGCGGCUUAUUGGAAGUGGCCAUGUAGGCCCUAUAACAUUUAGGUUACAAGAUGCUUACCGAAAGCUCACAGAAGAGUCAGGAGUUCCAAUACCAACUUAUCAGAUGACGUGAAUAUUGUGGGUCUCUAAAGGUUUGUAAGAUGGUGGGCUGUGAGCUGAGGAGUUUCUCUUUAUCACUUUGCAUUGAAGAACGGAGAGAUGGUCAACGGUUGGUUAUCAGCUACCCUAUGGUCAUGGUGUUAUAAACUAGUCAGUAAUAAGGCAUAAAACCCCAUUGGUUUAAUGUGCAGCUUUGUUUCUUUGUUCUGGCAAUAAAAGGUUGUGUAAUAUGUAACCUUGUUCGAAAUGUAAGGGAUAUGAAGUUGAAAUGUCCCAUUUUACAUUCUAUGAUUCCUUUCGUGAAUAACAAUCGUAUGUGUAUAAAUACUACCCCAAUCAUAUAACGAAGUACACCGUACUUUUUAUUUUCCAAGAUGACAAUAAUAGUUUUCGUCUGUU
Molecule: messenger RNA, 2344 nt
Organism: Cuscuta campestris
Lineage: Eukaryota; Viridiplantae; Streptophyta; Magnoliopsida; Solanales; Convolvulaceae
Source: the annotation of a GenBank genome assembly